Messenger RNA from Exaiptasia diaphana, 4813 nucleotides. RefSeq lists its product as uncharacterized. The coding region runs from base 182 to 3688 and encodes 1168 amino acids. The transcript is spliced from 13 exons. Lineage: Eukaryota; Metazoa; Cnidaria; Anthozoa; Actiniaria; Aiptasiidae. The record is from RefSeq and is a predicted model, not a curated record. Gene Ontology annotation, cellular component: plasma membrane; cytoplasmic vesicle.
UUGAAAGGAUUUUAUUUACUCAAAGAAAAAUUAAUGUGAUUUUUCUUUUUAAAAUGUUUUGAUGUAGAGGGAUACUUGUCKAUCAAGAAAAGGGAACAUUUUGGUYRAUGUGAACUCGUUUYAAGUUACUGACGGGUAGAAGAAAGGGUUAUAAUGGAGUUGUAACGCGCACAUCAUCACGAUGUUGGCUGGGAUUGUAUUGGCCUUUUUUGGCAUUUUAGUGGGAGCCGCCUCUCCGCUUGAGAAUCUUCAAAAAUGUAAGAAAACUAAAGUUGAAGAGAAUGUCACUCUUCGUGGAGGACUUAGCGCGGGAACAUUUAGGAAGCUAGCCAAAGUCACAAGCAUGGAGUCUUGUCUUGAGUUGUGCUGUAGAAAUCCAUCCUGUGAUGUAGCUUUUAUGUCRGGCUUAAAGUGUUACGGGGUGGAAUGUGUAAGUGACGAUGAGUGUGAAUCCACUGCUACAGAUACAUCGGAAACUAAAGUUCUGAUAGCCCAUGUACGGACGGGUAAAAAGAAAGGAAACAAAUCAUCUGUCCUUGCUGGUAUCCCGACCCACAAUACAAUGGCCAGCAAGCCUGUGAUUGGUAAUCCACUGACAACAAAAACAAUUCCAGGAAUGCAGGCUUCUACUUCACUGAGCCCGAAAUCAACCACCUCUGGUAAGCAACAGGCACCARCAGUCAACAUAAAUCCAGGAAUGGCUGGACAAUGUAAGGCUGGUGUUGAACACAARGAGGUUACCCUUAAAGGAGGUAUUAAUGCUGGUACAUACAAGGACAUCGGUGCCGUACCUUCAAUCGAUGAAUGUUCAAAGAAAUGCUGUAGUUACGCACCCUGUGACCUCGCUUUCAUGCUACAAGGACGAUGCUAUCUCGUGGGGUGUACUGACGGGAAGAGUUGUCAGCUUCAGAAAGCAAAAGCUUCUCCAUAUCACCCAUCUGUCAUGUACAUGACGAGAUGGAACAACGAGGGAGUAAAGCAUACAAUUAACGUCCAAGAUGAGACGUCGUCUAAUUUCAUGUGUAGUCCGAUGAAGUUAAUGAAAAAAGUCACUCUCAAAGGAGGACUUAAGUCUGGAGACUUUACCGAUACAGGCAAGGUCGGUAAUAUUGGAGAGUGUUAUGAUUUAUGCUGCCAGCAGCCUACAUGUAAUUUAGCUUUUAUGUUGGGACAGAACUGUUUCUCAGUGAAAUGUUUUAAUAAAGACUUAUGUUCGACAAUACCUGCACAACCUUCGAUAUAUAACCCACAGAUAGCUUAUGUAUAUAACAGGAAGGUCGUACAGCCCAAAGACAAAGCACAACCUGCAAGCAAGAAAUCAGAAAUCAUCAAACCAGCGCCUAAGUGUCCAGUAGGAAAAGUAAUCGAGAGAGUCACUCUCGUCGGGGGUUUAAAUGCCGGUAAUUUCCACGACAAUGGAAAAGUGAAAGACAUUCAGCAAUGCCGACGAAUCUGCUGUGAAAUGCCGAAAUGCAAUCUUGCGUUUAUGCUUGGAGUGAAUUGCUUCUCAGUUGAGUGUAAAAAUGCAGCAGUUUGUAAAACUCAGCCUGCACAACCUUCGCAGUUCUUUCCACGAAUAUCGUAUGUACGACCUAUUGGUUCAUCUAAGUUCAUGGUGACAGGAGAUUUUAUGAAACUCUCAGGAGUCUCCGAACCUGCAACGAAGAGUGAUAUUCCUGGUCUACCAGCACCAGCUUCUAAACCGGAAAUCGCUGGUCUACCAGCCACCAAGCCAGCAAUUCCUGGCUCAUCUGCACAACCUUCUAAACCGGUCAUUCCUGGCUUAUCAGCACCAGACACUAAACCAGCCAUUCCUGGACUUCCCGAUGCCAAUAAACCCGCUUUACCMCUUAGUAGUCCGGCAAAUAAAGCACAGAUACCACCGCUAUCGAACRUUCAAGCAAUUCCUGGACUUCCUGGCGAACCUGGUAUACCACAGCAACCUGGCCUUCCCCAGCAAACACCCAUUCCUGGUCUUCCAUUGCAACCAUCACAGACUUUAGAAGCUGCAUUAGGAAAAGCAUCAGUGGAGCCGGCUACUAACUCAAACCUUAAUGGUCUGCCUGGACAACCACAAACACCUAGCCAGCAACCUAAACAACUUGAGCAACUAUURCCAGGACCGUCAGGUAAGCCAGAUAAUCCACUAUUAGGACAACUACCUGCAGGAAAUCCAUUGGCUGAUCUUCCAGGAACGAGUCAGCUGCCUGUACAGCCCACACCUACAAGCCAAACGACUCAGGUGACCAUGCAACAAUCGCAGUCACCAGCACCUGGACAAACGACGCAAAUUCCACAAAGUGUUCCAGAACAGAAGAAAACUGAACUUCCAGAAAUCCCAACCAMUGAUGUUUCUAAAAAGAUCAACUUGACGAGCACCAUCAACGAUGCGAAACCAGGACAGGCCAUGAAGAUGAACAUCGUUGAUGGGAAAUUACAACUAACUCCUGUAGGCACCUCAAAGGACCAUCCCAAGAAAAAUGCCACGUCAUCUGCUGGCGCCUUUGAUGCCAUAUUAGGAGGUGAUGAUGACACUCCCAACGAUAAAUGCCUGGCUGCUAAGAUUAUUACUGACGUCACUCUGAAAGGAGGUAAAAAGGCGGGAAAAUUUAAAGAUCAAGGUGAUGUAAAGAAUAUGAAAGAAUGCAAGAAGCUUUGUUGCGAGGAUGACAAGUGUAACCUUGCCUUUAUGUUGGAGAAAACGUGCUACACCGUCACCUGCAAGUCCGAAAAACUUUGCGAGCAUACACCAGCACCUCCAUCUGACUUUCGGCCAAGAAUAUCUUACGUUAGACCACUUAGUGAUACACCUUCAGAGCCCAAAGAUCUUCCUUCAAUACCCAAAGCACCAGAAAACCUUAGAUGCAAGUACAGCAACAUUACCAACAACAAACAAUUCCAGGGACCAAUGGGAACCGACAACUUUACCAUACAACAUGAUGCCAGCAACAUGCCAGAAUGCAUGACUAAGUGCUGUGAGGAUACCAAGUGUGAUAUUGCUUAUUAUGUCCAGGAAAAGUGCUAUACUGUWAAAUGYGACARUAAAGAUGCUUGCAAACCCAUCCCUGUCAGCGAUAAAACAAAGGAUAAAAUCCCKCUGAUUUCAGCCAUGAUCAUGAAGCCUAAGGAUGAGCCAGACUUUGUUACAGAUUUUGAGAGCAAAAGUUCAGCCUCACCCGAAGUGACAGAUCUCCAAACAUCACAAGAACGUUGCCACAGUAACCGAAUAUCGACAGGCAUCACACUGACAAAUCAAGGCAGUAAUUUUACUAGCAUGGGMAUGGUUGGGAGCUUAAAGAAAUGUAUCGCGCUCUGCUGUGUUCGUCCAGCGUGCGAUAUCGCGUAUUUACACGACGAUAGAUGUUUCGCCGUCCAUUGUAACGAUGGUGUAAUGUGUCAAUCAAACGCACAUCAGGCUGAUGAGGGAGUYAACGUUAAAAUGGCAUAUAUGGACCGCAACAAGAAGCCCGCAAAGGAAAGAGAUUGGAUGCUUGUCUACAUGAUAGUCGGGGCGUUAGCGUUCGCUGCUGUAAUUGGAGGCGUGAUAUGGGGYGUUUGUUUGUGCACUAAAAGACAAAGGAACAAAAUAGCAAAACAACGAAGGUUGCUUGAUGAUGACGAUGAGGAUGACGAGAUGCUACCAAAACCGACGCAAACAAGAUACAGGACACCAAUGCAUCGAUACUAAAACCAAAAAACACGUUUUGCACUCUUGAAAACGUUCGUCGGAAUACUGGUUCCUAACGAGACAAACAGGUCUACAGCGGCAGGACAAACAUGUCUAUCAAACUGGAAAAACAUGUAAUUGGACGAUUAACGGUUGGAAGUCAACUAUUCAUUUAGAUUUCCGUGCCAUAAGUGGCUCAAAAAUACUCCGCUAAGUGAUCYAAAGUGCUUUUAAGAACUUAAUUGUCAGCGAUGUUCAAUUGACUUUCAAAAGCACCUGUGGUUUUAUCAGCUUUCUCAUUUGUUGACAUUGUCGUAGGUAUACUUCAUUUGGUAUCUUUCUCGAAACCUCAGUUUAUAAUUAGCAAAAUUCGCACAACAACAAGCUUACUUUUGGGCACAAAUUAUUAUCUAUUUUUAUUAUGUAUAUAUAUAUCAUCAMCUGCGUUCCCGAACGGACGACUGUGAAGAAAAAAUUCUGAAGACAUUCUCUCACCCAAACACUCUUCGCCCCCAGCCCGGCGGAGACUCUGAACGAUCCUGAAGAAACUUGGAACCAGAGAUCUGGUUUGGGUUUAUCAAAGGGCUUAAAUCACAGGGUUUCCUAGAGACCUUCGAUGAGGAACGAGAAGGGUUGGGUAUGAGAAAAAGACCGCCUUCCUUCUUUUUUCUACCCAGUCUUCUGCGCCUUGUUGCUAGGAACGCCUGCCGGCCCAGGUUGAAUCAAUAAGACUUUGGAUAGGAUUUUAUUAGGGAAUUAGUUCUCACCGAGAAUUUUCUGUAAAAAGCUUAGAUCUCGUUGACUUUUCUUGUCACUCAUAGAUAUACAACUGCAUUUAGAUAACGACAAGCUAUAGUAUGUCUAUAGUAUGUCUAAUCUGUUUCCUAACGAUUAUAAAAUCAAUAUUUAAUAAAUUUGGAAGAGAAAACUUGGAAUUUUUAAGCUUAACAUAGCUUUCGUAAUGUAAUAAAUAUAUACUUUUGAUACCAUACUUGUGUAUUUUCAUGAUGUAUAUAAAAAAAUCGUUCUUCUCAGUUAAAUAUAACACAUAAAAAUCCUGUAUCCCAUUGACUCUUAAAAAUUGGGAAGGAAUCUAAAAUCCCCAAAAGAUAAAAAAAUACAUGCAAAAUAAAGGGUAAUAAACUG